AUGUCUAUCGAUUACAAAUUUCACCCAAACAAAAAAGCCACCAUAAUAACAGCACCAUUUUCUGGAGGUCAACCAAAAGGUGGUGUCGAAUUAGGUCCAGAAUAUAUUUUGAAUGCUGGUUUCCAAAAACAGAUUGAGUCACUUGGCUGGGCUACCAAAGUAGUAAACCCCCUUGCUGACGUAUCGCUUGAAGAGAAGAAAUCAAAUAUUAAGGAUGACCAUGGUGUGAAAAAUGCUGCUAUUGUUAGUAAAUGUUGUCAAUUACUUUUUGAAGCUAGUAAAGAAAGCUUGAGUGAAGGAAGAUUGCCUUUGGUUGUUGGUGGUGACCACUCUAUUGGUACUGCUACUGUUGGUGCUAGUCUAGCCCAUAACCCAGAUACUUGUGUUGUUUGGGUGGAUGCUCACGCUGAUAUCAAUAGUCCUAAAACUACUGAUUCUGGUAACUUGCAUGGAUGUCCUUUGAGUUUCUUGAUGGGAAUUGAUGAAGAAUCUUAUCCUCCGGAAUAUAGCUGGGUUCCACGUGUAUUGAAAUCCAACAAGUUGGUGUACAUUGGAUUAAGGGAUGUUGAUGAAGGUGAAAAGAAGAUUUUACGUGAACACAACAUUGCUGCUUUUUCAAUGUAUCACAUUGACAAAUAUGGUAUUGGUAAAGUUGUUGAAAUGGCAUUGGACAAAGUAAAUCCCAACCGUGAUUGCCCUGUCCAUUUAUCUUAUGAUGUUGAUGCUAUUGACCCUUCAUUUGUACCAGCCACCGGGACUAGAGUCGAAGGUGGUUUAAGUUUAAGAGAAGGAUUGUUUGUUGCCGAAGAAAUUGCGCAACUGGGAUUGUUGCAAAGUUUGGAUAUCGUGGAAACUAAUCCAAUGUUGGCAGAGACCGAGGAACAUGUGUUGGAUACCGUGAGUGCAGCUUGUGCCAUUGGUAGAUGUGCUUUGGGUCAAACUUUACUAUAG
This is a messenger RNA of Lodderomyces theae, 951 nucleotides long. It is a transcript of the gene CAR1, whose product is annotated as arginase. The transcript has a single exon. NCBI's taxonomy places the organism in Eukaryota, Fungi, Ascomycota, Pichiomycetes, Serinales, Debaryomycetaceae. The coding region runs from base 1 to 951 and encodes 316 amino acids. Gene Ontology annotation, cellular component: nucleus; cytoplasm; cytosol. Gene Ontology annotation, molecular function: manganese ion binding; arginase activity. The record is from RefSeq and is a predicted model, not a curated record.